Messenger RNA from Copidosoma floridanum, 1137 nucleotides. RefSeq names its product gastrula zinc finger protein XlCGF8.2DB-like. Lineage: Eukaryota; Metazoa; Arthropoda; Insecta; Hymenoptera; Encyrtidae. The record is from RefSeq and is a predicted model, not a curated record.
AUGGCCGAAGCCAUCAGCACGGGUUCCUCGAAAAAGUGGCAUCGUUGCAACGUGUGCAAAGAGACCUUUGCGGAUGCCAGCCAAUUUACGUCGCACAUGCGGACACACGAGAACAAGGGCCUCUUCCGGUGUUCCGUGUGCUUGCAAAUGUUCACCCGAAAAUUCAAUCUUGCAGUUCACACGCGGAUCCACACGGGCGAGGAGCCGUUCAACUGCCCCAAGUGCCCCAGGACGUUCAAACGAAACGACUGCCUCAAGGCCCACCUGCGCACCCACGCGAAGAAGCCCUUCCAGUGCGUCGUGUGCCCAAAAUUCUUCUAUAGGAAGCACCACCUCACGGAGCACAUGGCCCAACACUCGAGCGAUAAGGGUGGAUUCAGCUGUUCGUGGUGCGCGAGGACUUUCCACAAAAGGGUCCACCUCACGGUCCACGUGCGCGUCCACACGGGCAAGAGGCCCUUCAAGUGCGCCGAGUGCUCGGAAACGUUCAACCAAAAGUCCAACCUUACCACCCACAUGCGCAUCCACACGGGUGAGAAGCCCUUCCGGUGCGCGGUUUGUUCGCAGUCUUUUCGACAGAAGCACCAUCUCAAGACCCACGCGAGGUUACACACGGACGAAAGGCCAUUUCGAUGUUCCCUGUGUUGGCUGUCUUUCCGGCAAAAACACCACCUGGAGGACCACGCGAAGAUCCACGGUAGCAUAUCCAAACCACAAGAGUGCGAUGCGUGUCCGCGAUCUUUCGACCAGAAGGGUCUUAUGCGCAACCAGUACAGAGCGUAUGUCUGCGACGAGUGCUCGAAAACGUUCAUGCGCAAGAGUAGCCUCGUGAGGCACAUAGGAUCCCAGCACGAUCAUCGCUGCACCCUGUGCCCGCAAACUUUCAUCCGAAGCAGUUAUCUCGAGAAUCACAUGCGCAAUCGGCACUGUUCCCCACGUGGUUUUGCUGACUCCAAGGGUCAUGAAAUUCAGCGUGAUUUAUAUCGUUGCACGGCGUGUUACCGGUCUUUUGGGGAAAUUGGCAGUUACAACUACCACGUGGCCGAGUGGCACCCGUACGGUUGCGACGCGUGCGAGUACUUUUGCAACACGUCCUCCGAUCUCUUGUGGCACAAACGCGACUGCCACGAUCUUUAA